CAGGGGGCAGUGCUUCCGGGUGAGAGUGAGGUGACCUCCCUGCUGCCGAAGGAAUCAACGGCGACAACCACCAUGGGGGCGCACCUGGUCCGGCGCUACCUGGGCGAUGCCUCGGUGGAGCCCGACCCCCUGCGGAUGCCCACCUUCCCGCCCGACUACGGCUUCCCCGAGCGCAAGCCGCGCGAGAUGGUGGCCACACAGCAGCAGAUGGACGACGCGCAGCUGAGGCUCCAGCAGCGGGACUACUGCGCCCACUACCUCAUCCGGCUGCUCAAGUGCAAGCGUGACAGCUUCCCCAACUUCCUGGGCUGCAAGCAUGAGCAGCACGACUGGGACUACUGCGAGCACCUCGACUAUGUGAUGCGCAUGAAGGAGUAUGAAAGGGAGCGGCGGCUGCUCCAGCGGAAGAAGCGGAGGGAGCAGAGGGAAGCAGAGGUGGCCAGAGGCCAGGAGUCCGCACAGUUGAGUCCCGACGCAGUCCUGUAAAUGGUCCACUCACCACACUGUGGACCAGUUAAAGAAAUAAAAGCCUCCAGGCUCCUUAGCCCAA
Galeopterus variegatus (Sunda flying lemur) is the source of this 550-nucleotide messenger RNA. It is a transcript of the gene NDUFB7, whose product is annotated as NADH dehydrogenase (ubiquinone) 1 beta subcomplex, 7, 18kDa. Lineage: Eukaryota; Metazoa; Chordata; Mammalia; Dermoptera; Cynocephalidae. The transcript is spliced from 3 exons. The record is from RefSeq and is a predicted model, not a curated record. The coding region runs from base 73 to 486 and encodes 137 amino acids. Gene Ontology annotation, cellular component: mitochondrion.